AAGACUACAGAUAAAUAAAUAACAAGUGAAGAGUCAACAAAAUCCACAUGGAAUUGUAUCGGUACUUCCCGAACUCCUCCCAUAUGCUACGACGUCAUCGCGAACCUUUUCAGGUGACGUCCCCAUGUUCAUUUGUCACACCAAUCUUUCUGGUUUCCGGACGCAGUUGACUUAUCGGGGACGCCGGGAACCCUUUCAGUUCUGCCGCGGGAACCUCCUUCAUACUGUCCAUGGUGAGGGCAUGGCUACAUGGUCCCCACUGAGCUCACACGAGUAUAGUUUUAGUUCGGGAUGUCGGCUGUUAAAGGUCUCCAGCAGUGGUGCAAGAACCAAUGUAACGGAUACCGGGAUGUGUCCAUCACUAACAUGACCACGUCGUUCAGGGACGGACUGGCGUUCUGCGCCAUGAUACACAAACACAGACCAGAUCUCAUAGAUUUUGAUUCCCUGAAGAAGAAUGAUGUCUUUGAAAACAAUCAACUGGCGUUCAGAGUUGCAGAGGAGGAGUUGGGUAUCCCAGCCUUGCUGGACGCAGAAGACAUGGUGGCCCUCAAGGUUCCCGACCGCCUCAGUAUUCUCACCUACGUCUCCCAGUACUACAACUACUUUCACGGACGAUCCCCGAUUGGUGGUUUGGCUGGUAUCAAGCGACCAGCGGAGAUCUCGGAGAACGAACCCUCUGGGAAGAAGAACCUGCCUGUGGUUGCUAAGUCGUUCCCCGCUUCCAAACCUGAGGUGAAGAACGGUCCGCCGCCCUCCUCCUCCGUCACCAUCCGGGGCUCCUCGCCGGCGAGGCCGUCCCCAGCAGCCCAGAAGGAGGCAGCACAUGAGAACCCAUCGCUCCGUCAAACAGGGACCCAGAGUAAUAAGUGUGUGUCCUGCAACAAGCUCGUUCACCUGGUACAGCGUCAUAUGGUGGAUGGGAAGCUCUAUCAUAGGAGCUGUGCAAAGUCUACUUUAAAAGCAAACGCCCCACUCCGGGACUUGCUACAACAAGGCUCUUCAUCCAAUCAUAAAUCUCGUUCUGAGACCCCUGAACCCAGUGAAUCCACGUCAGCUCCCUUCAGCUCUGAUUCCUCCUGGCUAACUACAAAGAAACCACCUUCAAGCUCUCCAGGUCUGGUCUCCUCCCAGUUAAACAAUAAGACGCAACCAUCCAGCUCUCCAAGUCCAUCCCCCUUCAAGAGCCCCAGUAAGGUGCAACCAUCCAGCUCUCCAAGUCCCUCCCCCUCUGCGUUAGCCAAUAAGACACAACGGUCCAGCUCUCCAAGUCCAUCCCCCUCUGCGUUAGCCAAUAAGGCACAACGGUCCAGCUCUCCAAGUCCAUCCCCCUCUGCGUUAGCCAAUAAGACACAACGGUCCAGCUCUCCAAGUCCAUCCCCCUCUGCUUUAACCAAUAAGACACAACGGUCCAGCUCUCCAAGUCCCGCCCCCUCCUGGAUAACAAAAAAGCCAGUCAGUGCAGCCCCACCGUCUACCUCUGCACUUAUCACCAAAUCCACCCCUGGAGCCAACAAGCCCGGUGUUCAAAAACUUGGCAACACCACCACCUAUAACACUUCUAUCAGUAAAACUAUCAGCCCCACCCCAACCAUUAGCACCACCCCCCUCAAGAGCAACAUCAGUACCAUCCCCACCCUGACCACCAACACUUCCAUCGACUCCACCCCUGUCAGGAUCACCAUCAACCAUCUCCCCAUGGAGACGACCCCCAACCCCAGCAGGCCUACUGCAGCUCCCCGGUCCUCCCUGUCGGCACAGAGAACCCAGCAGGCCAAGGACAGGUUCUUGCAGAAGGAACCUGAAGGGGCAAUUACGGCAGGCAGUGACAUUAAGGCAGCCACCAAGGAGUCCCCUGGGAACAAAUGGUUGGCGGUCAACAAUCAGGGAAGUGAUGUGCGGGCAGACCCAGGCCUGGGUAGAGCCGCUAAGGGUUGGGGUGUCAGUGGGGGGAACCCUGACGGCAACAAGAACCAAGCAGCAGCUCUUAUCUCUAGGAAGCUGGUAAAGGAAAGCAACAAUAAGGAGACCAAGCCAACCCUGAACACAGAACGGGUCUCUGAGGUGGAGACACCCAAAAAGGAUCCGGUGCCCAGCAGAGGGAGAGUCAAGCUGAAGGUGAGCAGCUCCAUCCUGGCUGACCUGCAGACUCCAAUCGUGGACCGCUCACCGGACAGAAGCAGCUCUGCCAGCAGCAGGCCAUGGCAGGCCGACCCCUCCCCACAGAGGGCCCCCGCGGGGCCCGCGACCGCCGCCUCCUCCCCGGGCAAUCAAGCAGGACCAGAGAGCAGCGAAGGCCCCGCCCAGUGGAGGUCUAAACUCAAACAAGUCGCCAAGGAUACCAAAAUCUCGGAUCCUAACAAGCCCUCCACUGAAGGAAAGUCUCCUGCUUCAGUGUCCUCCAUGGCCGGUCCUAAUCCAGCCACUAGCGGGUUUAAGAAUGGAAGCAGAGCUCCGAAUGACAACGGUCCCAGGCCAGAACCAUUGCCCACAAAGAAGCCCGACUACAUCCCCAAGGAGAAGAUCAUGGAGGAGCUGCAGGAGAUCGAAGACGGCCUCAAUGCGCUGGAGAAACGAGGAGUGGAGCUGGAGAAGAAACUGCGCCGCAGUGAGGAGGAGGGAGUAGAGGACGCUGCCAUGGAUGAAGUGAUGGUUGACUGGUUCAGCCUCAUCAGGGAGAAGCAGGUGGCCAUGCGCCGAGAGUCAGAGCUGGUCUACAUAGCAAAAACACAGGACCUGGAAGAACAGCAGCCUAGUGUCGAACAGGAGCUCAGAAGUCUUAUGGCUAAACCAGACAGUGCAAAGACGUCGUGGGAGCGGCAGAGAGAGCAGGAGCUCAUGGUUAAACUGGUGGAGAUAGUCAACGACAGGAGCGCCAUCGUGGACAGCCUGGAUGAGGACCGACUCAGGGAGGAAGACGAGGACGUGCAGCUGGAGCAGAUGAUGAUGAACUUGGACAUUAAGAAAGACAAGACCAAGAAGAAGUCCCCCAUUGCCAAGAUGUUCCUCUGGCGAAGCAACAGCACCAAGAAGUGAAGCUGGGGUGAGCUCCAUGUUCGGACACACAGCCCACCCCAUGUGGCCGUCUUUUUUUGCUAGUGUUUUAUAUUUGUAUUUUUGUCGCUCUGGCUCUGCUCGGUUGGCUGUCGGUAACGUGUGGGUGAUUGAGUGAGUGCGUGUGCGUAAUGCGUGCGUGCGUGCAUUUGCGCGCGCGUCUGUGUGUACGCUCACUGCUGAGGGCUUCCUGGCUCAGUGACUGCCGCGUGCUUGGGUUCCACUGCCCUGGAUAUUAGCUGAGUUCCCUGCCAAUCUAUUUAACACUACACACGCCUACCCAUCCGGUGUCCAUUGCUUGUUACAACGUCUGUAUUCCGAACGGUAUAGAAAACGCCACAUCACGCCAAGUGGGCGAAAGAGGUUUUGACUCGACGUCGACCCUGGGCCAACUCUUCCACUCUGCCCCAGCCCCGACCGGUAUUCACUUUGGUCACACUUGGAGCGUUGAAAAACGUCUUGCUAAACAGCAUUUUGUCGAUCUCUCUUGAUUAAUUUGGGGAGCGCUUGAUAAUAUAACAAGCCAUAAUUAGGGACAUUAUAGUAAGACCAUUUUACACGUUGUCCACGUUAGAUGUGUAUGCGUUUGGUUUUGUUAAUAUUGAUAACAGGAUUCAGCAACCAGUGGCUUUAAGGUCUUUGUUUCGAAUGCAGUCCGUUUUUUUGUUAAAAAAUAAUAAUAAUAAUCAGUUUUCUUUACUGAAUAUUCAGUUCCAUGUUAGUGUUUUUAAGGUGACGUUUUGGAGUUUUCUUUUUCAAAGACUUGAGUACUAAUGUUCAACAUAUUUUAGGAACAGAAUUGAAUAUGAAAUCGUGAAUAGGUACAGUUUACACUAACUGCUUCAUUGUGGGAGAACGUGAUGAUUAUUGCUUGAUUUGGUCCACAUUGGACCGUGGAGGUGGAAACACGCGCUUACGGUACAUUAAAAAAAAAAAGGAAAUAUUUUUGGUAAAAGAUCAUUAUUCCUUAUUAUUAAUCAUUGCACAGAUAAGAAUACCACAUUCAUGAUCAUGCCUUUACGUCUUCAGAAGUAAAGCCCAUGGAACACACUUAGGAAACGUGUUUGUUUCUCUGUCAUGUGAUCAAAGUCGUACCCUAAAGCUGGUUCGAAAUGGGUUCUAUUGCUUAACCAUUAAAGUGAUGUGAUUCUAUAA
This is a messenger RNA of Gadus morhua (Atlantic cod), 4209 nucleotides long. It is a transcript of the gene micall2b, whose product is annotated as mical-like 2b. The record is from RefSeq and is a predicted model, not a curated record. The transcript is spliced from 16 exons. Gene Ontology annotation, molecular function: protein binding. The coding region runs from base 292 to 3036 and encodes 914 amino acids. Lineage: Eukaryota; Metazoa; Chordata; Actinopteri; Gadiformes; Gadidae.